Molecule: messenger RNA, 354 nt
Organism: Naegleria lovaniensis
Lineage: Eukaryota; Heterolobosea; Eutetramitea; Acrasida; Naegleriidae
Exons: 1
Coding region: 1-354 (117 amino acids)
Biological process (GO): cytoplasmic translation; translational elongation
Cellular component (GO): ribosome; cytosolic large ribosomal subunit
Molecular function (GO): ribonucleoprotein complex binding; protein kinase activator activity; structural constituent of ribosome
Source: RefSeq, a predicted model, not a curated record
AUGGCUCUUCCAUCCUCUUACACCAAGGAUAAAAUCGGAGAAUUGGCUUGCACUUAUGCUGCUUUUAUCUUGCACGAUGAAGGUAUUCCUAUCACUGCUGACAAGAUCAAGGACUUAGUCAACGCUGCUAACGUUGAAAUGGAACCAUUCUGGCCUUCAGUCUUUGCUAAGUUCUUCCAAAAGAAGCCAGUUUCUGAUAUUUUGGCCAACAUUGGAGGAUCUGCUGCUUCUGCUGGUCCAGCUGGUGCAGUUGAAUCAAGUGCUACAACUGCUGCUGCAGAGGAAAAGAAGGAAGAAAAGAAGAAGGAAUCCGAAUCCGAGGAUGACGCUGAUGCUUUCGGUGGUCUCUUCUAA